AUGAAGAUCAUCAGGAGAGAUAAUGAGAGCACAGUGUUUGAGUUCAUUCUCCUGGGACUCCCCAUCCAGCCAGAGGACCAAGACAUGUAUUCUGCACUGUUUCUGGCCAUGUACCUGACCACAGUGGUGGGGAACCUGGUCAUCAUCCUCCUCAUCAGACUGGACUCUCACCUCCACACCCCCAUGUACUUCUUCCUCAGUCACUUGGCCUUCACAGACAUCUCUUUCUCAUCAGUCACAGUUCCAAAGAUGCUCAUGAAUAUGCUGACACACAGUCAGUCCAUCUCAUAUGCUGGGUGUGUUUCCCAGGUGUAUUUUUUUCUGUCUUUUGCAGAUCUUGACAGCUUCCUUCUGACCUCAAUGGCCUAUGACAGGUAUGUGGCCAUCUGUCACCCUCUGCACUACACCACCAUUAUGAGUCAGAACCUCUGUAUCCUGCUAGUGAUAGUGUCCUGGAUCUUGUCCUUUGCCAAUUCCCUUGUUCACACCCUCCUCUUGGCUCGUUUGUCACACUUUAGAGACAAUACCAUUCCACACUACUUCUGUGAUCUCUCUGCCUUACUAAAGCUGUCCAGCUCAGAUACCACCAUCAAUAAACUGGUCAUCCUUCCUUUGGGUACACUGGUAAUUACUCUACCAUUCAUAUGCAUCCUGGUCUCUUAUGGCCGCAUUGGAGCCACCAUCCUGAGAACUCCUUCAGUCAAGGGAAUCUACAAAGCCUUGUCCACAUGUGGUUCUCACCUCUCUGUGGUUUGUCUGUACUAUGGAGCCAUUAUUGGGCUGUACCUAGUCCCCUCAUCUGAUAACACUAAUGACAAGGAUGUCAUUGUGGCUGUGAUGUACACUGUGGCCACGCCCAUGCUGAAUCCAUUUAUCUACAGUCUGAGGAAUAGGGACAUGAAAGAAGCCAUGAGCAAUAUCUUCAGCAGGAGAGUCUGUUCACAGUGA
Molecule: messenger RNA, 948 nt
Organism: Chionomys nivalis (European snow vole)
Lineage: Eukaryota; Metazoa; Chordata; Mammalia; Rodentia; Cricetidae
Product: olfactory receptor 50-like
Exons: 1
Coding region: 1-948 (315 amino acids)
Biological process (GO): G protein-coupled receptor signaling pathway
Cellular component (GO): membrane
Molecular function (GO): olfactory receptor activity; G protein-coupled receptor activity
Source: RefSeq, a predicted model, not a curated record